Trametes versicolor FP-101664 SS1 is the source of this 3047-nucleotide messenger RNA. RefSeq names its product SART-1 protein. Bases 54 to 2384 code for a protein of 776 amino acids. Gene Ontology annotation, cellular component: U4/U6 x U5 tri-snRNP complex. The transcript has 12 exons. The record is from RefSeq and is a predicted model, not a curated record. NCBI's taxonomy places the organism in Eukaryota, Fungi, Basidiomycota, Agaricomycetes, Polyporales, Polyporaceae. Gene Ontology annotation, biological process: mRNA cis splicing, via spliceosome; maturation of 5S rRNA.
GUCCCUGACGGCCACCACUACCUGCUUCUCAUAUCGCCUGCAGUCUUGCCAUCAUGUCUAUGGAGGAGAGCAUCAGUUUGGAGGAGACCAAUAAGAUCCGUAUCUCUUUGGGUCUCAAGCCUCUCACCGACGACAGCACCCCCGCCAAUGACAAGGAGAAGGAGGCUGAGGAUAACUACGCGAAGAAGCGUGAAGCAGAACUCAAGGCGAAGGAGUCGAAGGCCGUCCAGGACCGCUUAGCGAAGGUAAGAAACAAGCGGGAACUCAAUGCAAAGCUCAAAGGUUCGACUCUCGGUGACGUCGACGCGGAUGUAGACGAUACCCUGAAAUGGAUCAAGAAGAGUAAGAAGCGGGAGAAAGAGCUGGCCAAAAAGCGGCAGGAGGAGCUUGAGGACAUGGACAAACAGUUCCAAGACGAGUACGGCGAGAAGGACCUCGCAGGCCUCAAAGUUAGCCACGACUUCGAUGGUUUGGAGGAGGGAGAGGCCCGUAUUCUUACGUUGAAGGAUAGUCGCGUCCUCGAUAAUGAAGAGGACGAGCUCCAGAAUGUGGAGAUGGCAGAACGAGAGAAAGAGGAGAAGAAUAAGGAGCUGAAGAUCAAACGGCGAGAUUAUACUGGUUAUGACGACGAGGAAUUCGCUCCCGGUCAAGCUGGUAUGAAGCGGGCUGUUCUCGCCAAAUAUGACGAGUUCCUGGAAGGAUCGAAGGAAAGCGAUUUCCGCCUCGGCAGCUCUUCCGCAGUAUCGCGCGAGAAGAGGGACAAGAGGGACGAGCCGACCUCGAUGUCUGUGAACAAAACAAUGCUAUCGAUAGACUAUGCCAAGAACAUCGAAUCUGCGGACUACCUCCAACCAGGAGAUGUUGGGUUCAAGAAACCUAAGACGAAGAAGAAACGUUCGACACGCCGUGCGGCCGUAGAAGAUUCGGACAUCCCGCCCGCAAACGGCGAAGAUCAGAUGCAGGUAGACGAGAAGCCGAUUGUCCCUCGACAGCGUAAUCUCGACGCCAAUUUCGUAGAUGACGACGAGCUUCAAGCCGCUCUGGCGCGUUCGCGGCGCGCAAAACUCCAGAGGCCAAAGAAGUUGUCGCCAGAAGAAAUCGCGGCUAAGAUUGCAGCGGAACGCGAGAAUUCUUUGGCUAGGGAGGUGAUCGAUGUCGACGACGCGCAAGAGGACGAGGGUGGCAUAACCAUUGACGACACCUCUGAGUUCGUCCGCGCCAUCACCUACGACCCCACGCCGGUCAAGAGGGAGCCCACAGAGGCAUCGUUGAAGCGUGCAAUAUCUCAGGAACCUUCCCGACAAGCAUCGGCAGGACCAUCGAAAGCCGAAGUAGUCGAUGACCCUAUGGAGGAAAUCGAAGCCGGCGAGGUUGUCGUCAAGGAGGAGGAAGACGAGGAAGCGAUCCUCAACGCCAUCGAGAACGCCAUCCGCGAGACGGAGGCAGCCGAAAAGGCGGCCCAAGAGUCCGGCGAGCCCGUGGGCACCGCCUCUGAGCAGACGUUCGGGGCCGGCAUGGCCGCGACGCUCACCAUCUUGCGGCAGCAGGGUGUGCUCGCGCAGCCGAACGCGGACCUGCGCGACCGCGAGCGCACGCAGUUGCAGCGCGACGUGUGGCUGGCGGAGUAUCGGCGGAUCCAGGCGCAGCGCGAGCUCGAGCGCACGGCGAAGCGCGGGGGAAACAAGGACCAGGCGACGCGCGAGUACGAGAACCGGGUGCGCGAGCAGCAGGAGGCGCGGCAGAUGCUCGAGGCGUUCCGCGACUACAAGCCGGACGUGAACAUCGUUUACCACGACGAGUUCGGGCGCGAGCUCACGCCGAAGGAGGCGUGGAAGGCGCUCUCGCACAAGUUCCACGGCAAGGGCUCCGGCAAGGCGAAGACGGAGAAGCGCCUGAAGAAGAUCGCGGAGGAGCGCAAGAAAGAGGCGAUGGCGAGCGGCGACACCCCGCUCAGCAUGAACCAGGCGUUCCAGAAGCGCCAGGAGAAGACCGGCCAGGCGCACUUUGUGCUCUCCGUAGGCAACAGAGGCGCUGUCCCGCAAUUCGGAGACUUCCUCGACAGCCAACCGCUCACGAAGGGCAAGACGGAGAAGAAGAAAGAGAAGAAGAAGUCGGACAAGGGCGCGACGCCGCAGCUCGACUCGACGGGCUUCAUGACGCUGCCCGCGCCCGUGCUCAACAACGGCAGCCCGGUGGGGACGACGAGCAACGGCUCGCCCGCACCGCGCCCUGGGUUCUCCCGCAUCGCAUCCGUGGUGGAGUCCGACACGCCGAAGGAGUCCACGCCGGUCCCGUCGGAGAGGUUGCGGGUGGCCUUCGGGCUGGGUACGAAGAGGAAGGCGACGGGGGAGGCGACGGACUCGCCGCCGCCCAAGAGGCGGUAAUCGCUUGCCUACACCCUCUCACUGUAGCUUAAUCUCCCCGACCCACUUGUCUCUCGCUCGGCGGCCCUUCAGCUUCUCCCGAGUCUUCUUCGACACUCUCCCGGCAGCUAUAUGCGAGGAGAUGCUAGAGAUACACAGUAAAUAUAAGUUACAGCGCAUGUACACUACACGGACGGUUCAAUGAUAGCAUGUAAUAUGGGUAUACCGCGAGAGAGACAGGCUCGACUCAGAGCAUGCCUACACUUCUAAGCCCGAGGUCCUUCGUGACUGCACAACGGUCCUUGUCGCGACCCGUUGCGCUCUCGAACGCUUUCAUCAGGCUCGCCUGGCCGUCAUCCGUCCAUUCUACAGGAUGUGCAUCCUUUUCCAAUACGACCUUGAUCGUCGCCCACGAAAACCGCGCGAGAGCAGGGUACCCGAACGUAGGCUCCAACGACUGUUUGAUCCACGCCUGCGUCUUCGGGUCUGAAGGAUAUCCACUCCCCAUCUCCUCCACCCACUUCCCCUCGUCUACCUUCUCCUUACCGCCCCCUUGGGAAAAGUACUUCGACGUGAGGCCGGCGCAGCGCUCCUCGUACACCCAGCCCUCGAUCCACGCGUCGCGCGUGACCUUGGCCGCGACGCUCGCCGCGCCGACGAUCUUGUACUUCUGGUCCGCCUUCG